UUGGUUUAUCUCGCUAAGCACAGCCGGAUAAACACAUCAGCUGUGCGCUGUGUACCGCGCUCAAAAAUUUCUGUACCUCGGAUUUGUUCCUAUAAAAGCCUGUGUGUGUGUAUGUUUUCGUGUAGGUCUGUGUGUCCGUCUCUGACUGACACUGACUGUGGAAACUAUUUGAGCUCCGAAGUUGUUUUUUUUUUCCCCCCCUCCCUUUGGUCUUUGGAAAGACACUGAUUAGUUCCCGGAGCUCCAGCGCGCGCUGAUCGUGUUUCCACACCGCUUGUUGAACCCGUGAACAUGGCUGUGUCAUUAGUGUGCGAUCUGCGCUGAAACGCGAUGUGGAAAGAGGAGUACGAUGUUCAUUUCCACUUUCUGCUCGAGCUCCUUGAUGCCAAUCUCACAGAUGGCCUGUGCGACUCUGACUCUGAACUGGGCAGCCUGGAGACCUUGGAGAGGGGCAGCACAGAUACCCUCGCCAAUGGUUGCCGUGCCGACGCAGAGGCUGCCAAGCGACUGGCUAAGCGGUUAUUCUACCUGGAGGGCUUCAAACGCUGUGACGUGGCACGACACUUGGGAAAGAAUAAUGAAUUCAGCCAGAUGGUGGCGUCGGAGUAUCUGAGCUUUUUUGACUUCACAGGGUUGUCCUUAGACAGAGCACUAAGGAACUUCCUGAAGGCAUUUCCUCUGAUGGGAGAGACACAGGAGCGAGAGCGAGUCCUGGUGCACUUUUCCAAACGCUUCUGUCACUGUAACCCAGAAGCCCUCACCUCUGAAGAUGGAGCCCAUACACUGACCUGUGCUCUUAUGCUUCUAAAUACGGAUUUGCAUGGCCAUAACAUUGGGAAGAAGAUGUCCUGCCAGCAGUUCAUUAGCAAUCUGGAUGGUCUGAAUGAUGGAAAAGAUUUUCCCAAAGAAUUACUCAAGGUGCUGUAUAAUUCAAUAAAGAAUGAAAAGCUGGAAUGGGCUAUCGAGGAAGAGGAAUUGAGGAAGAGUCUGUCCGAGUUGGUUGAGGAUCAGUGUGAGGCAGGGGGCAAGCGGGUUGUUAGGGUAACGGAUGGUAGCAACCCUUUCAUUGCCAUCCCGCUCCUGCUCAAUGCUGCCACAUACAAACAUGGAGUUCUGACCCGUAAGAGUCAUGCAGAUAUGGACGGCAAGCGCACCCCAAGAGGACGACGAGGCUGGAAGAAAUUCUAUGCUGUUCUGAAGGGCAUGAUCCUCUACCUGCAGAAAGAUGAGUAUAAACCUGAUAAGGACCUCUCUGAAGUGGACUUGAAAAACGCAGUGCGUGUGCACCACGCUUUGGCCACCAGGGCCUGCGACUACAGCAAAAGACCCAACGUUCUCAAGCUCAAAACAUCAGACUGGAGAGUCUUCCUCUUCCAGGCGCCGAGUGAGGAGGAGAUGAUGUCAUGGAUCUUCAGGAUCAAUUUGGUGGCUGCUCUGUUCUCUGCUCCUGCGUUUCCUGCUGCCAUCGGUUCCAUGAAAAAAUUCUGCAGACCGCUGCUGCCAUCAUCUACAACCAGGCUGAACCAGGAGGAGCAACUGAAGUGUCAUGAGAGCAAACUGAAGCAGAUCUCCUUAGAGGUGGAGGAGCACAAAAGGAAUCCGCCAGAGCUCACACCCAAGAGCAAAGAGUCAGAGGAGUACCGCAUCAAAGAACACUACCUUACUUAUGAGAAAAGCCGUUAUGAGACGUAUGUCAACCUGCUGCAGGCCAAGUUGCACGUCGGGAGCGAUGACCUGGAUAAAAUCGAGGCCAGUGUGUUCAGUGGAGACAGCCGAGACGGCCACAUGCGCAAAACCCAGUCCAGUCCCUCCAUCAGCCAUGCUCAUGGACUCAACGGACAAGCCGCUCACAAACACACCUCGGACAGCUCUAACUGAAUGUUCAUUGCAGGGUCCCUGAACUUUGACCUCUGUCUGCGACGCAGUCGAGAUGGCAGUAUAUGACUGAGAUGGUCUCGAACUUUGGAAAAAGAGAGACACUUGAACGUAGCAUUAAAACGUCAUUAUAAUUUCAAUGCACAGUAAAUUAGGAUUAUUGUAAGUAUUAUUAGUAUUAUUAUGACAACAGUUUAAUACCGAAGUGAACGUCGUGCCAAAAAGGAAGUACAGAAGUACAAGGAGACCGAGGCUGUAUUAGAGGAGUGUGUUUACAUCACAUGACUGACAACACAGUCAGAUGGCAGUUUCCCUGUGACGGUCAGUGAGGUGCACUAUGAUAUGAUCACAAGGCUGAUGUGUGGAGAACAUGGACUGCAGCAUCAUGGGGCACCUUUCCUGAUGUCACUAUGAAAUAACUGAGACAUUAUGAUGUGUUUCUUGGAGUGUAUACUUUAGAGUGAUGCCACAUUUCAGUGUUGAAGCCAUAACACAUUUAUGGUGACAUCUCAGUAUUUGACAAGUCCAUACGUAGGAUUGGCUUCCUGACUGAAUUUUUUUUCUUUAAUUUUUUUGUUUUUUUUGCGUGACAUGUAGCAUUUGGCUUAUUCGCGAGGCCUUUUCGAUGUCUCAGCCUCAGUAGCUGUUUUAAGGGCUCUGUCACAUGCUGAGGUGGUGUUUGUUCAGAUUCAUAUCAGCUGUCUACAGUUUGAUGCAAAUGUCCCCAUUAUUUAUUAACAUCAUAUUUAUUUAUUGUAAA
Molecule: messenger RNA, 2635 nt
Organism: Neoarius graeffei (lesser salmon catfish)
Lineage: Eukaryota; Metazoa; Chordata; Actinopteri; Siluriformes; Ariidae
Gene: psd2
Product: pleckstrin and Sec7 domain containing 2
Exons: 13
Coding region: 331-1878 (515 amino acids)
Biological process (GO): regulation of ARF protein signal transduction
Molecular function (GO): protein binding; phospholipid binding; guanyl-nucleotide exchange factor activity
Source: RefSeq, a predicted model, not a curated record